UGAAAUACUAACGACUUUCUGGACGGUGGUGAAAAUGAAGACGGACUUUCAUUUCUCUAAUCUGCUGGGUACAGUGUACAGCAGAGGCAACCUUCUGUUCAGUCCAGAUGGAACCUGCCUCUUCUCUCCAGUCGGAAAUCGCGUGACAGUUUUCGACCUCGUGAAUUCAAAAUCAUAUACGUUACCUUUUGCGCAUCGUCGAAGUAUCGCCCGAUUGGCAUUGAAUCCUCGAGGAAACCUUUUACUCUCCGUGGACGAAGACGGCCGUGCGAUCCUCACCAAUGUUCCUCGAAGAAUAGCAUUGUAUCACUUUUCGUUCAAACAGGAGGUCACCGCGCUCGCAUUCGCACCCUCUGGACGACAUUUCGCAGCGGCAAUUGGGCGGCAGAUUGAGGUAUGGCACACACCCUCGACACCGGAUGUGGCGGACGGUGAUCUCGAAUUUGCGCCCUUCGUUCGACAUAGAGUCUAUACAGGACAUUUUGAUAUCGUACGGAGUAUAGAGUGGUCAAGCGACUCAAGGUUCUUCCUCACUGCAUCGAAGGAUUUGACAGCGCGGAUAUGGAGUUUGGAUCCGGAAGAAGGAUUCGUGCCGACAACAAUUGGAGGCCACCGACAGGCGGUCGUGGGUGCAUGGUUCUCCAAGGACCAGGAGACAAUAUUCACAAUCAGCAAGGACGGCGCAGUCUUCGUCUGGAAAUACAUGCUUCGACCCGAUGCGCCGGAGGAUGUCGACGAAGAAGACGACGAGUACUCGCAAUGGAGAAUAUCCGAGAGACAUUACUUCAUGCAGAACAAUGCGCACGUAACAUGCGCUGCAUUUCAUGCCGAAUCUGGCCUCCUCGUAACUGGAUUUUCUAGCGGCACAUUUAUGAUCCACGAACUACCGGACUUCAGCCAGAUACAAAACCUAAGCAUAUCGCAAAAUGACAUCGACUUUGUCACCAUAAACAAGACAGGAGAAUGGCUAGCAUUCGGUGCAUCCAAACUCGGACAGCUUCUGGUAUGGGAAUGGCAGUCAGAAUCAUACGUGCUGAAGCAGCAAGGACACUUCGAUUCCAUGAACACGAUAGCAUAUUCCCCAGAAGGUCAACGUAUCGUGACCGCUUCUGACGAUGGCAAGAUAAAAGUAUGGGACGUCAAUUCUGGAUUCUGCAUUGUCACUUUCACCGAACACAUCAGCGGCGUCACGGCAUGCGAAUUCGCAAAACGGGGCAAUGUGCUCUUCACGGCAAGUCUGGACGGUUCCGUAAGAGCAUGGGACUUGAUUCGAUACCGCAACUUCCGAACGUUCACUGCGCCUACAAGGCUAUCUUUCUCAUCGCUGGCGGUCGAUCCAAGCGGUGAGGUCGUCUGCGCUGGCUCGAUUGAUUCCUUUGAUAUCCACAUCUGGUCGGUUCAAACCGGGCAGCUGCUCGAUCGACUCUCUGGCCAUGAAGGGCCCGUAUCAUCGUUAUCAUUCGCCCCAGAUGCUAGCACGCUAGCCAGUGGAAGUUGGGAUCACACAGUCCGCCUCUGGAAUAUUUUCGCGCGUACACAGACAAGUGAACCGCUACAGCUCAUGGCCGAUGUUCUCUGCGUCGCUUUCCGCCCAGAUUCGAAACAGAUUGCAGUUACUACUCUCGACGGUCAAUUAACAUUCUGGUCCGUAUCAGAGGCAUCACAACAGAGCGGUGUCGAUGCACGACGAGACGUAUCGGGUGGUCGCAAAAUUUCCGACAGGCGAACUGCCGCCAACGCAGCUGGCACCAAAAGCUUCACGACUGUGAAGUACAGUGCGGAUGGCACAUGCGUACUUGCUGGAGGUAAUAGCAAGUACAUCUGUCUCUACGACUGCGAGUCGGGGGUACUUGCGAAGAAGUUCACAGUUUCGGUCAAUCUCUCUUUGGACGGCACUCAAGAGUUCCUUAACAGCAAGCUUCUCACGGAAGGCGGUCCUCGCGAUUUGAUAGAUUCCCAAGGUGAAGCCUCCGAUCUCGAAGACCGCAUCGAUCGUACUCUCCCAGGAGCCCAGAAGGGCGAAGGAGCUCGAAAGACAAGACCUCAAGUCCGUGUCCCUGCCGUUGGCUUCUCCCCAACUGGCCGCGCCUUCUGUGCCGCUUCAACAGAAGGUCUCCUCAUCUACUCUCUCGACACGCUCUUCCAAUUCGACCCAUUCGACCUCGACAUCACCGUCACCCCCGCAACCACCAUGGCCACACUGGCACAAAAGGAAUACCUCAAAGCCCUCGUGAUGGCGUUCCGCCUCAACGAGCGAAGUCUCAUCCGCCGAGUCUACGAAUCCAUCCCCCCAUCCGACAUUCCCCUAGUCGUCAAAGACGUCCCGGCCGUCUACCUCGCCCGCCUCCUCCGCUUCAUCGCCAUCCAAGCCGACGAGUCACCUCACCUCGAAUUCAACCUCAUGUGGAUCGAGGCCCUCCUCAGCAAGCACGGCCGCUGGAUGAAGGACAACCGCGCCGCCAUGGAAAGCGAACUCCGCGUCGUCGAGAAGGCCGUCAAGCGCAUCCAAAGCGAACUCGCACGGCUUGCGGACGAGAACAUCUACCGCAUCGAGUACCUCCUCGCGCAACCCGUCGAGAAGAAGGAGGAAGUGCUGAAAUUGGACUUCGGCGUUGCGGGAGACGGAAACGACGUCGAUGCCAUCAUGGACGAAGAUGACGAGGAGGGCGAGGGCGAGUGGAUGGGUUUUUAAGUAAAUAGAUUUUUUUCGGAAAACGGACAUGACUUGCAUGAAAAGGGUUUUUUCUAGAUUUUUUAUUCUUUAGGGUUGGGGACAAUGUAUAAGAUAUCAUUUUGUUACUCACUUCGAAAUCCCGUCUAUUGAGUGUGAAUUCCUGUCUGUACAUAUUUGUUCGAUCGCCUCGCUACAUUCUACCAACGCCUAUUCGAAAAUUAAAUCUCAAAAGU
This is a messenger RNA of Aaosphaeria arxii CBS 175.79, 2907 nucleotides long. RefSeq names its product WD40 repeat-like protein. NCBI's taxonomy places the organism in Eukaryota, Fungi, Ascomycota, Dothideomycetes, Pleosporales. The transcript is spliced from 3 exons. Gene Ontology annotation, cellular component: small-subunit processome; Pwp2p-containing subcomplex of 90S preribosome. Gene Ontology annotation, biological process: maturation of SSU-rRNA from tricistronic rRNA transcript (SSU-rRNA, 5.8S rRNA, LSU-rRNA); ribosomal small subunit assembly. Gene Ontology annotation, molecular function: protein binding. The record is from RefSeq and is a predicted model, not a curated record. Bases 35 to 2692 code for a protein of 885 amino acids.